Molecule: messenger RNA, 483 nt
Organism: Vicia faba (fava bean)
Lineage: Eukaryota; Viridiplantae; Streptophyta; Magnoliopsida; Fabales; Fabaceae
Source: the annotation of a GenBank genome assembly
AUGAAGAAGAAGAACGAGACAACAACAAUGUCUUCCCUCUCAACCACAGUCUUCCCUCUUCUCUUUUGUCUCCUCUCAUCAUCAGUCUCAUCUCAAGAAGAUUCACACCGUUAUCCAGGCUUCAUCUUCACAAGAACCGGAGGAAGAUGCAGUCCAGAGUUUUGGAGCGGUAGACAAGAGACAUGGCCGAGAAUGGUACCAGAGACAUCAACGGUAUCGAAUGUGUUUGGAUGGAGAGUGUGUAAACGGUAUAGAUCGGAUCUUACGUUACUUGAAGCAACGAGUAGGAACGAUGAAGGUGAAAACGCGUUUGGAGCUUUGUUGAAAGAGGGAACAGCUGCGUUGAUAAAUUCGUAUGCGAGAGAAGGGUUUCCGUUUAGGUCAUGGCAGGUUAAGACUUUGGUUAUGCAAGGCUUUGUUUCUGAGGUUGCUGCUGCUUCUCAAGCCAAACGUUUCUCUUUGGCUAAUCAUGCUUGCUCCUGA